AAAAAAAAAAAAAAAAGUAGUUUGACUGCGUGCUGUCACAGGCGGUGACAGAGGAGAGCUUUUUUAAAAACUCGUUGCUGUUCAGAUCACUUCAGCUGUUUCGCAACUGAGGCAACAACUGAAUAACACGCAACAACACAACUCCACUCUGGGCGUCUCACCUCAGCCCUCCAUGCUCCUUCAAUCCGGCGGGUGUUAAGAUCCAUGGAAGUGGCCGGCUUCUACGACGAGGGCGGCUUUGCUAUUCACAGUCGAGACAGCAUUAUCAGUCCCAUCGGCAACAGCUCAUACUGGAGGCUCGGCGACUCGAUGACGGAGCUGGGCAUCGAGGAGAGGGAGAGAGCGAUAGACUUCAGCGUUUACCUGGAUUCGGCGUUGCACUGUCCGCAGCUGGCGGCGCAGACGCACCAGCAGCACCAGCAGCAGCAGCACCAGCAGCAGCAGCAAGGGGACGUUUUCUCAGAUUUCUUGGCUGAGAACAAGCUCAAGAGAGUUGCAGCUCUGCAGAACUACAAGAACUACUCGCUGCUGAACGAGCUGGAGAGCAGUCAGUGCGACAACAACUUGAGGGACCCCAGGGAGCCUUACGCGCUGGGUUACAGUACCGAGCUGCAGGAGACCCGGGUGGACAGCGUGCUCAGCCCUGAUCUGGUCGGGAGCCGCUACAGAGCUGCUGCUGCUGCUGCUGCUGCUGCUGCUGCUGCCGAGAGAGGAGACAGUCAGAAAGACGCCAACAUGGAGAACGGCUCGUCUGGUUUCUACAUCCAUUACCAGUCCACCAGCGGCAGCAUCGGGAACAUCUCCUCCGCGUCCUCGACCUGCUCCAGCCCGCCCGGCACACCUGCGCCUUCAGGUAAAAGCAGGUCACCCUCUCACGGUGGCAAGAUGUCCUCAAAGUCAAAGAAACGCCUGGAUAAGGACAGCGACGAGUACAGGAUGAGGCGGGAGAGGAACAACCUCGCCGUGAGGAAGAGCAGGGACAAAGCCAAAGUGCGCAACAUGGAGACCCAACAUAAAGUGCUGGAGCUGGCUGCAGAGAACGAUCGUUUACAAAAGCGUGUGGAGCAGCUGUCCAGAGAGCUGGGCACCCUGCGCAACCUGCUCUCUGCCACCGGACAAUGUUAGAGAAACACCACCCCCCCUCCACCAGAGACUCCAUGCGGGCCGCUUGUCUAAUCAUUGAUGGACUUUAGCAUCUGGAGGUGAUCCACUGAACAAGUGUUUGGAAAAAACGGUACGCUUCAAUGGGUGAAGAAGACAGCGGCCACCAGUUUACAAGAGACAGUUUAAAUGGGACUGAAGGAGUGGGCGCACGGAUUGCGCAAUCAUUCACGAUUCUUCACAUGUCACCUUGGCUUUAUUCUCAGAUGUAAUUUUGUGUAUAUGCAGUAUUUCGGUGCAUAUUUCUACAUACAUACGAGUGAAUUUCUACAUUUUGUGUAUCUGGAGCAAUGGUUGUUAAGGGAAGAGUUGUGCUGCAGUGAAAUGAUGCAACUCUUUGUAAUAGUAUUGGCAAUGAAUGAAAUAAGUCUAAUUAUUUAAUAUUGAAUGGUUAAAUGCUUUAAAUGUACUUGAUAUUUUAUUGAAUUAAACAGAUUUAUACUUUGUCUAAACAA
Molecule: messenger RNA, 1616 nt
Organism: Anoplopoma fimbria (sablefish)
Lineage: Eukaryota; Metazoa; Chordata; Actinopteri; Perciformes; Anoplopomatidae
Gene: cebpb
Product: CCAAT enhancer binding protein beta
Exons: 1
Coding region: 205-1125 (306 amino acids)
Biological process (GO): regulation of transcription by RNA polymerase II; DNA-templated transcription
Molecular function (GO): DNA-binding transcription factor activity, RNA polymerase II-specific; RNA polymerase II cis-regulatory region sequence-specific DNA binding
Source: RefSeq, a predicted model, not a curated record